Messenger RNA from Phyllostomus hastatus (greater spear-nosed bat), 448 nucleotides. RefSeq names its product COP9 signalosome subunit 9 (gene COPS9). Bases 91 to 264 code for a protein of 57 amino acids. Lineage: Eukaryota; Metazoa; Chordata; Mammalia; Chiroptera; Phyllostomidae. The transcript has 3 exons. Gene Ontology annotation, biological process: negative regulation of protein neddylation. The record is from RefSeq and is a predicted model, not a curated record.
ACCUGCCGCGGCGGGGCGCGCCCCGGAAGAGGGGGCCGGCGGGCCGGAAGUGGGCCGGGGCGGGGGAGGCCCGGAGCGCCGCGGGGCGAGAUGAAGCCGGCUGUGGACGAGAUGUUCCCCGAGGGCGCCGGGCCCUACGUGGACCUGGACGAGGCCGGAGGCAGCACGGGGCUCCUGAUGGACUUGGCGGCCAAUGAAAAGGCGGUUCACGCGGACUUCUUCAACGAUUUCGAAGACCUCUUCGAUGACGACGACAUCCAGUGAGGCGCGGGGCGCGGGGCCAAGCCCGAGAGACAUGAUGACGCGCCGGCUCUGGAGCCCGUGCGGUGCCCCGGGCUGGAGGACACGGCUCCCCGGGAGGGAGGAGGGAGUCGGCCCCGUGGGUGAGCCCGCCCCCUCUGGACGGGCCAGACGCUGUCCUCGCUGCGAUUAAAGAGUGAUGCCGCCA